Messenger RNA from Haliotis rubra (blacklip abalone), 825 nucleotides. Its product is annotated as splicing factor 3A subunit 2-like. Bases 1 to 825 code for a protein of 274 amino acids. The transcript has a single exon. Lineage: Eukaryota; Metazoa; Mollusca; Gastropoda; Lepetellida; Haliotidae. The record is from RefSeq and is a predicted model, not a curated record.
AUGUCUCUGCCUACACAGCCUACCCGGGUACAGAACCAGUCCACCCGACCCAUCAUGACUUGGCCUACACAGCCUACCCAGGUACAGAACCAGUCCACCCGACCCAUCAUGUCUCUGCCUACACAGCCUACCCGGGUACAGAACCAGUCCACCCGACCCAUCAUGUCUCUCGCCUACACAGCCUACCCGGUACAGAACCAGUCCACCCCGACCCAUCAUGUCUCGGCCUACACAGCCUACCCGGGUACAGAACCAGUCCACCCGACCCAUCAUGUCUCUGCCUACACAGCCUACCCGGGUACAGAACCAGUCCACCCGACCCAUCAUGUCUCGGCCUACACAGCCUACCCGGGUACAGAACCAGUCCACCCGACCCAUCAUGUCUCGGCCUACACAGCCUACCCGGGUACAGAACCAGUCCACCCGACCCAUCAUGUCUCGGCCUACACAGCCUACCCGGGUACAGAACCAGUCCACCCGACCCAUCAUGUCUCGGCCUACACAGCCUACCCAGGUACAGAACCAGUUCCCCCGACCCAUCAUGUCACGGCCUACACAGCCUACCCGGGUACAGAACCAGUCCACCCGACCCAUCAUGUCUCGGCCUACACAGCCUACCCGGGUACAGAACCAGUCCACCCGACCCAUCAUGUCUCGGUCUACACAGCCUACCCGGGUACAGAACCAGUCCACCCGACCCAUCAUGUCUCGGCCUACACAGCCUACCCGGGUACAGAACCAGUUCCCCCGACCCAUCAUGUCACGGCCUACACAGCCUACCCGGGUACAGAACCAGUCUCCCCGACCCAUCAUGUCUCGGCCUAG